AUGGAUGCUAAUUAUGAGGAUCAGAGCAAGCUUCCCGAGCUCAAAUUAGAUGCCAAGCAAUCUCAAGGAUUUCUCUCGUUCUUCAAAACCCUCCCCCAUGACCCAAGACCUAUCCGAUUGUUUGAUCGUCGGGACUACUAUACUGCCCAUGGUGAAAAUGCUACUUUCAUUGCAAAGACCUACUAUCGUACCACUACUGCUUUGCGGCAGUUGGGUAACGGAUUGGAUGGCUUAUCCAGUGUCAGCGUUAGUAAAAACAUGUUUGAGACAAUUGCCCGUGAUCUACUACUGGAAAGAACAGACCACACUCUUGAGAUUUAUGAGGGUAGCGGCUCAAGUUGGAGGCUGGUGAAAAGUGGAACACCUGGAAAUCUUGGCAGUUUCGAAGAUGUUUUGUUUGCCAACAAUGAUAUGCAGGAUACCCCAGUGGUUGUUGCACUAUUACCUAACUUUCGUGAAAAUGGUUGUACAGUUGGGUUAGGAUAUGUUGAUCUAACUAAACGAGUACUUGGAUUAGCUGAAUUUCUUGAUGAUAGCCACUUUACAAAUGUGGAAUCAGCUCUAGUCGCACUUGGUUGCAAGGAAUGUCUUCUGCCCCUAGAUAGUGGCAAAACAAGUGAAAUUAGAACAUUGCAUGAUGCAUUGAAUAGAUGUGGUGUGAUGUUAACUGAGAGGAAGAAGACUGAAUUUAAGAUGAGAGAUUUGGUUCAGGAUCUCAGUCGGCUUGUCAAAGGCUCUAUUGAACCAGUUCGAGAUUUAGUUUCAGGGUUUGAGUUUGCAGCUGGAGCAUUGGGGGCAUUGCUCUCUUAUGCAGAGUUACUUGGUGAUGAGAGCAAUUAUGGAAAUUAUAGCAUUCAAAGAUAUAAUCUAGGCAGCUAUAUGAGGUUAGAUUCUGCUGCAAUGAGGGCACUUAAUGUCCUGGAAAGCAAAACGGAUGCAAACAAAAAUUUCAGUUUGUUUGGUCUUAUGAAUAGAACUUGUACUGCUGGAAUGGGUAAACGAUUACUGCACAUGUGGUUAAAACAGCCUUUAUUAGAUGUAGAUGAAAUCAAUUCGAGGCUAGAUUUGGUACAAGCAUUUGUGGAGGAUCCUGCCUUCGCCAAGAUUUGA
Prunus armeniaca (apricot) is the source of this 1110-nucleotide messenger RNA. Lineage: Eukaryota; Viridiplantae; Streptophyta; Magnoliopsida; Rosales; Rosaceae. The record is from the annotation of a GenBank genome assembly.